UAAAUUCCGUUAUAUUUGUUAGUAUUUUAUUUCCGCUAGGGGGCGUGACCCCAGUCGUGGGUGGCGCAGGUAAGAAAGUCCAGAAGGGUGUAAUUCAUAAAGGUCCAGAAAUGCUUCGAGGGCUACAGUUCGCACUUGUCCUUCGUAUCGUGCAGACCUAGUCGUCAUGAUGAUCAUCGUUGAUUUUAUACCCUUCAUCGUAAUCGUGUCAUACUCGUGUGUGCUGUUUUUCGUAUUCGCCUUGUAUCACUUGAAGACUAAUAACGAGAGAAAAUUGAUCAAGAAGUACGAUUCGCCUCCGGCAAAAUUGAAUUUCUCAUGUUCAACACCCGUGAGCGGGUGGAUAUCUCGGCCAAAUUUUCAACUUUCAUCGAUAAGAACGACUUGCCCCAUGGGACCGGCAAACGAACACGGCGCCCUCAGAACAGUCAAAAGACGGCUUUUCCAGUUUAAGAAAAAAAUCGUGGAAAAACCUUUAGAAAAAAUCGAAGAAGUUGUUGAAGUAGAGGAAAGCAUCGAGGCCAAAGUCAACAGGCAGAUCCAGAAGCAGAUUCAUCGACAGAAAAGAUUCAGAUUCUAG
Cimex lectularius (bed bug) is the source of this 580-nucleotide messenger RNA. RefSeq lists its product as uncharacterized. The transcript is spliced from 2 exons. NCBI's taxonomy places the organism in Eukaryota, Metazoa, Arthropoda, Insecta, Hemiptera, Cimicidae. The record is from RefSeq and is a predicted model, not a curated record. The coding region runs from base 167 to 580 and encodes 137 amino acids.